Molecule: messenger RNA, 2830 nt
Organism: Vicia villosa (hairy vetch)
Lineage: Eukaryota; Viridiplantae; Streptophyta; Magnoliopsida; Fabales; Fabaceae
Product: sugar transport protein 10-like
Exons: 7
Coding region: 1119-2651 (510 amino acids)
Biological process (GO): monosaccharide transmembrane transport
Cellular component (GO): membrane
Molecular function (GO): monosaccharide transmembrane transporter activity
Source: RefSeq, a predicted model, not a curated record
UACAAGACGGGGAUGUAGCUCAGAUGGUAGAGCGCUCGCUUAGCAUGCGAGAGGUACGGGGAUCGAUACCCCGCAUCUCCAUUUUUGAUUUUGGGAUUUACGAUUAAUCGAUCGAUCACGAUUGCUAGGGGAGUUUAUCAAACAUUGCUGAGUUUGACGCCUGGUGGCGGAAUAUAAAGCACGCUUCUCUGUUUACGACAUGAAAAAUACUGACUUGGAAGGUGAUAUUAUUAGUCAUUUUCACACGAUUUCAGUUUUGGUUUCCUAAACAUAGACAAGAUCAUUGCUAUUGAAUCAGCAAAAAAUCCACUAGCUUCACUAACACUCAUAUCAGUUACUUCAGACCAUGGAUACUACUUCACUGAUUUGGUUGCUUCAAGAAGAAUCUCCAACAGAAUCUUUGGUUUUGACCUUUCCAUAGGAACCGUGUAAUGAUAGUAUUUCUCUGGGUCUGGACAAUAACCCUGCAAAAUUAUACAUUUGAUUAGUUCACUUCAAACACAACAGAAUAUGAAAAUAUCAACAUCUUUUACUUUACAAUACCUCAUCAGCAUGCAUCUUUUUCACAAAGAUUUUGAGUAUAUCAAAAGUUUUCUUAUGGAAUAAUUCUUCUGUCAAACAUUGAUAUGGGACUCUUUUUGUUAACACCAUUUGGUCUAGCAUUUAGAAGGAUUGGGUUAUAAUCUUCAGUGUCAUACCUUGGAAGUGCAUUUUCCCCAGCUACUUCAUUCAGCACUUUCUGCUCCUGAUUCUACUACAUUCAAUAGUAACACUGCUUCUGCCACUCCAAGUUCUGGCAAGGGCUUUUGAUACAAGAAAUGAUAGAGAAAGAACAAGAGGGCGUGGUGGUGGCGGUGCGAGUGGCUCGGGAAAGGAUAAAAUUGACGCUCUUAGUAGGUUCCUGACCCGGAUUUUACGUCAUAUGGCAUUUUAAUUGAAAUUGAAUAUGAGGAGUGAUGGUUAUUUGAAUGUUAAUGAUUUGCUAAAGCUGAGUUUGAAGACACUUGCUAAUAUUCCUCUGAGAUCCCACACUAUUGAUGACAUUAGGGAGAGAAAGAAAUUGAGCACAAGUCUUCAUCAUAGAAAUACCUAAAUUUUAAGAUACACAAAUUCAAACGAUGGCGGGUGGAGUUUUAGUUGCUUCAAAAAAUGGAAGGCAAUAUGAGGGGAAGGUUACAAUGUUUGUUUUGGUUACAUGUUUGGUGGCGGCCAUGGGAGGUCUACUUUUUGGUUAUGAUCUUGGUAUUACCGGAGGAGUGACUUCCAUGGAACCAUUCUUGGUUAAGUUCUUCCCCGGUGUUUACAAACAAAUGAAAGAUGAGUCUGGACACGAGAGCAUGUAUUGCAAAUUUGAUAACGAGCUCCUUACUCUGUUCACAUCUUCCUUGUAUCUUGCAGCUUUAAUAGCUUCUUUCUUUGCUUCCACAACUACAAGGAUGUUAGGACGCAAGGCCUCAAUGUUUACGGGUGGCUUGUUUUUUCUUACUGGUGCAUUGCUUAAUGGUUUUGCUGUCAAUAUAGAAAUGCUUAUCAUUGGUCGUAUAUUACUUGGCUUUGGUGUAGGAUAUUGUAAUCAGUCAGUUCCAGUGUAUUUGUCUGAAAUGGCUCCAGCAAAGAUUAGAGGUGCACUCAACAUGGGCUUCCAAAUGAUGAUCACUAUUGGAAUCCUAGGGGCAAACAUUAUUAACUACUUUACUUCCAAUCUUGAGAGUGGAUGGAGAAUUUCUUUGGGUGUCGGAGCUGUCCCUGCAAUUUUGUUGUGUAUAGGAUCUUUUUUCUUAGGCGACACACCAAACUCUAUGAUUGAAAGGGGUCAACAAGAAGGAGCUAAGAAAAUGUUGCAAAAGAUUCGUGGCAUUGAUAAUGUCGAUGAGGAGUUUCAAGAUCUAAUUGAUGCUAGCGAGGAAGCCAAAAAGGUGGAACAUCCAUGGAAGAAUAUUACUCAAUUGAGAUACAGACCUCAACUAACAUUUUGCUCUCUCAUUCCGUUCUUUCAACAACUCACAGGCAUCAAUGUUAUCAUGUUUUAUGCCCCUGUCCUUUUCAAAACUUUGGGCUUUGGAAGCGAUGCUUCCCUCAUGUCCGCAGUAAUUAGCGGAGGUGUCAAUGUUCUUGCUACUUUUGUUUCCAUCUUCAUUGUGGACAAGUUUGGAAGAAAGAUUUUGUUUCUUCAAGGUGGUGUCCAAAUGUUUAUUUGUCAGAUUGUUGUUGGAAGCAUGAUUGCUGCUAAGUUUGGAGUUAACGGUGAAGGCUCAAUUAAAGCUUAUGAAGCUAAUCGUCUUCUGUUCUUCAUAUGCGCGUAUGUUGCCGCAUUUGCAUGGUCUUGGGGUCCAUUGGGAUGGUUAGUUCCAAGUGAAAUAUGCUCUCUUGAGGUUCGCUCUGCAGGUCAGGCUACCAAUGUUGCUGUGAAUAUGUUGUUCACCUUUGUCAUUGCUCAAGUUUUUCUAGCUAUGCUUUGUCACUUGAAGUUUGGACUUUUCUUCUUCUUUGCUGGCUUUGUGCUUAUAAUGACAGUUUUCAUUUUCCUGUUUUUUCCCGAGACAAAUAAUGUCCCAAUUGAAGAAAUGAAUACAGUGUGGAAGUCUCAUUGGUUUUGGACAAAGUUUGUUUCAGAUGUUGAUGUUGAUCAUGACCACAAGGACGUUGCUUGAUUUCAAUAUUAGAAAAAUCUCUGGGCCUAGAUAAUAUAUAUUAUAAUUUCAGUUAAUUCUAUUUGAUGUUGUUAGUCAUCUUGUAUUUAAGCUUUAUUUUAAAAAAUAUUUGUAUUAAUUUAGGAAUAGUUUUUAAUAUAUUGUGGCUAUAAUAUAAUAUACUUAUAAUUUUUGAUAAA